Molecule: messenger RNA, 757 nt
Organism: Drosophila innubila
Lineage: Eukaryota; Metazoa; Arthropoda; Insecta; Diptera; Drosophilidae
Product: glycine-rich protein 5-like
Exons: 2
Coding region: 26-694 (222 amino acids)
Source: RefSeq, a predicted model, not a curated record
CCAUACAGCUCGGACAAGUAUCAUCAUGAAGGUCUUCGUCGUACUCAGCGUUAUUCUCGCUGUGGCCUCGGCUGCUCCAAGAAGAUAUCAUUCUGGCGGAAAUGCCUCCGCUCAGGCCAAUGCCAAUGCCCAGGCUGAAGGUAGUGCACCUGGGGACUAUGGUGAAAACGAUGGAUUUGGCAGACAAGGUGGAUAUGGCGGACAAGGCGGAUAUGGCGGACAAGGCGGAUAUGGCGGAUAUGGCGGAUUUGGCGGACAUGGUGGAAAUGGCGGAUUUGGGGGCAGACCAGGCUUUAAUGGUUUUGGUGGUAAUCCAGGACAUGGCGAAUAUAAUGGAUUCGGCGGAGAACCUGCUGGUCCCGGCGGUCCUGGCGGUAAUGCAAAUGCAGAUGCCAAUGCCAGUGCUGUAGCAAAUGGUGGUGGUUUCGGUGGACCUGGUUUUGGGGGUGCGAAUGCCGAUGCCAAUGCAAAUGCAAAUGCCGAUGGUUUCGGUGGUGCAGGAUUUGGUGGUCCAGGAUUUGGUGGUGCGAAUGCCAAUGCUAACUCCAAUGCCGUUGCUAACGGUGGUGGAUUCGGCGGCUUCGGUGGAUCCGCUGAUGCCAAGGCUUCUGCUGUAGCCAACUCCUCAUCGAAUGGCGGUGGUCUUGCUUCCGCCACAUCCAAUGCAUCCGCAUCAUCUUUUACUAGAAAGUAAUCGAAGAGGCAUUUAGUUGUUCAUAAUUUAUUAAACAAUAAAUAUAUUUUAUAUAAAAUACAA